GGUCAUGGGACAGCUGGCGAAAUCUCAGCUUAACUGCAGUCCAUUUUGUCUAAAUAUAUUCUGCAGCUUCUGUAAAUGGUCUGAAACAUGUUUAAAUACAAUAUAGUUGCUAAAGAGCAAGAAUAUAAAAUCUAGAGGUCAUAGGAAUAUCGAAAGGGAGCGAACUCAGGCAUUUACGUUACCAGGGAUAGGCACUAACUGACGGGUAUAACUAAUAUGGCAUCCAUGGCCACCGUCUCAUGUUGUAGGCGUCCUUUAGGCUUCACAGAAUACUUUUUUGCCUUGACGACUGAACUAAAUAUACCCUAUUCACUUGCAUAUACAUGGCAGCUAGAAUCAAAGUCACCUCUGUCUGUUGACCUCAUCCACCAGGCUGCAGCACUGCUACAGGAAACCAUGCCUUUACUACGCCUGUGUGUUGUUAAAGAGAUGGAUGGAAAAUAUUUCUUUGAAUUAAAGGACACUGUGACUGUUCCCCUUGAAGUCAGCAAUGAGACAGAUUGGAGAAAAGAACAAGAUGAAAUGAUGAAGGUGGUCUACAACCUUAAAACAGGCCCUCUCUGGAAGAUGCGCUUCCUUCCAACAGUUUGCAGAGAGUCAGCUUUGGGAGACACCAGAAAGGAGGGCAACCCUUACACAUAUGCUGUGAUCUUUGGUAUUGAUCAUGUACUUACUGAUGGAUUUACUAAUAUGAGUAUAUGUAGGCAGUUUCUAAAAAUCCUGAAUGGACUCAUUGAUGGAGGACAACCAGACAAAACUCCACACACUAAAAUAGACCCAUCCCUUGUAGAUUUGAUGCCUCAGAGUGAAAAGGCCUUUGGUUGGAUGGAUUAUGUAGUAGUGGGAAAGUUUAUUUGGAACACAAUGUUUUCUAAACCGAAACCAAACAUUUUUGCAGUGAGAUACCCUCUUGUUGAUACAUACCCAUCACAUACAUUCAGCAUCUCUACAGAUGGCCUCUCCAAGGAGGAAACCAAGCUCUUGAGAAAAAUGUGUAAAUUACAGCAGACAACAGUCAAUGGGGCAUUCACUGCAGCUGCAAGCACAGCCACUGCCUGGAUGAUAUAUGGCAGAAACAAACCUCAAGGCGAUAUUCAGGAGAAUACAGUAGCUGUAGAGCAGACUGUCAACAUGCGACGUUUCUGUGAGACGGAGGAAGGGAAAAAUGCAUUGGGUGUCUUAUUUUUAUCAACUCUAAUUCCUGUGACACUGUCACCCUCAAAUGACAAUCCUAAAUCUCUCUGGGAUGCUGCACGAAGUACGAGUUCUCAGAUGCACACAAUUUUUGAAAAUGGUGACUUGCUCAAGCAACUACGUCUGGCAAAUUACUUUGUACAAAAAAUGAAGGCUAAGGAUCUGAGGAGCAACAUGAAAAUAUCAGCGGAGCAAAGAUGCUUUGCUAUUUCAAACAUGGGGGAUUGUUCUGGAAUUCUGUCAGGGACAGGGGACCAUGUGCAGGUGACAGAUGUUGCUAGGUCAGCAAAUCUCCUAGAGGGACAAUCUGUUGUACAUUUUGUUCACUCUUUACAAGGAAGACUAAGAUACAACCUGAGCUACAAUGCACGGAGAUUUACACAAGAGGAAGCAAAUCGGUAUGCCAGUUGGACAUUGGAAUUGUUACGUUCUCUCAUAAGUAACAUAGAUGGAACAGCAGUGUAAUUACAUAAUUCAAAGAAAAGGAAUGAUUGAUUAUCAUACUGGUUAAUUUAUGAUAUAGAAUGAGACACCAUGUGAACAGGUAAAAGAUGGUCAAGGUUAAAAGUCUGUAGGUUCUGAUGAGUGCAGCCAUAAGAAAUGCCAGAACUGAAAACUCUUUUAUUGUGGUAGUGUUAAAGCUAGAAACCAUUUGUACAACAUUGCAUUUUGUAGAGCUUGCCAAGUGUAAUACUUGAAUUGUUAACCUUAUUAUUAUUAUUUGUUUGUUUGUUUGUCUGUUUGUUUUUUCCAUGCAGUUUAUGGAUAUGGAUGGUGUUCUCCAUCCAUUCGAUGUUGGUUCACUGGAAUUAAUGGAAAAUCCAUUCCAGGCCCGGUCGGGUUAAUCAUUAUAGCUGGAUUUUUGUAUGGUGUUGAAGAUAGGGUCAUGAUAACAUUACUGCCAGAAACGCAUUUGAAUGUUUUUUGUGGCAGUCUCAUUAGUAAAUGUACAAAUCGGUCAUUUCAUGGUGCAUUUUGUUGGCACUUUUUUCAUUAAAGUAUUUUUAAAGUAUUAAAAAUAUUUUCUAUUUAUGUUGAACAUGUGCCUCUCAGGAACAUAGCAUAGUUACAAUUCCAUGCUUUUGUCAACAACUCGUUCCAUGUGAGCCUUGCUAGUUAUUAUAUAUGACCUGCUUAUUCUUGGGUCAGAUUGAGUUUUGUUUCAGAUUGUAUUUCCUUCUCAGCACCAUUAUUCUCUUCAGUUCUAUUCAGGGCCAGAUUUACUAUGCCUGGUUUCCCCUUUCUUCCUGGUUG
Molecule: messenger RNA, 2448 nt
Organism: Lingula anatina
Lineage: Eukaryota; Metazoa; Brachiopoda; Lingulata; Lingulida; Lingulidae
Source: RefSeq, a predicted model, not a curated record